CCAACCACAUUGUUUAGUUUCUUUUAAAAAACGAUAGAAUGUUUUAUAAAAUUUUGUUUUCGGCUAGAAAAAGCUUUUCCAAAAACUUGAUUCAUAAUUAUUCAUCACAAAAUGUACAGCGAAGAAGGGUUGUUGUUACAGGUCUGGGAAUAAUAUCACCGUUAGGCAAUAAUGUGUCUACUUCCUGGAAAAAGCUGAUUUCCGGUGAAUGUGCCAUUCAAAGACUACACGAAAAAGAAUAUAUAAAACUACCUUGUCAUGUUGCUGCCCGUUUAUCCGACAUUGAAUUACACAGUAUGUUUUCAAAAAGCGAUAUGAAAUCCAUGUCUAUUUCGACAAUGUAUGCUAUUGCUGCAACAGAAGAAGCUUUAAAAACGUCAAAUUGGUAUCCAAAUAACGAAGUUGAUAAACAAAGAACCGGAGUAGCGGUUGGAAUGGGAAUGAUUGAUUUUACCGAUGUAUGUGAUACGUAUGAAGCUCUAAAACUGGGAUAUAAUAGGGUAAGUCCUUUUUUUGUUCCACGGAUUCUUUCAAAUAUGGCUGCUGGGCAAAUAAGUAUUCGUUAUGGGUUUCAAGGGCCAAACCACAGUGUGUCUACUGCAUGUGCUACUGGUGCUCAUUCUAUAGGCGAUGCCUUUAGAUUCAUAUGCCAUGGUGACGCUGAGGUCAUGAUUGCCGGAGCUACGGAAGCAUGCAUUAAUCCACUUAGUAUUGCUGGGUUCUGUCGUUUACGAGCAUUAAGCACAUCUAAGAAUCCGAAACUAGCAUCAAGACCUUUUGAUAAAUCACGUGAUGGGUUUGUAAUGGGUGAAGGCUCAGCCAUUCUUGUAUUGGAAGAAUUACAUCAUGCUAAGCAAAGGAAUGCAAAUAUCUUAGCUGAAAUUCUAGGUUAUGGUGUUUCCGGAGACGCAUCACAUUUAACUGCACCUAGAGAGGACGGAAAUGGAGCUGUACUCGUUAUGUCGAGAGCUAUGUCUGAUGCAGGAAUAAAGCCGAAGGAUGUCACUUAUAUAAAUGCACAUGCAACUUCUACACCUAUUGGUGAUAUUAUUGAAGCUAAGUCUAUUAAAAAGUUGUUUAAACAUCAUUGUAAAACUUUAAAAAUCUCAUCAUCAAAAGGAGCACAUGGACAUUUAUUAGGAUCAGCCGGAAAUCUAGAAGUAGCAUUUACUGUAAUGGCUAUUAAAGAUAAGAUAAUUCCUCCAACAAUUGGGUUUGACACCACUGAAGAUGAAAUAGCUGAUUUAAAUUUCGUCCCUAACGAAGCUCUGAAUUGGCCAGAUGAAUCAAAAAUGCGAAUUGCAUUAAAAAAUUCCUUUGGGUUUGGUGGAACAAAUGCUUGUAUUUGUAUUUCAGAAUAUAUACCAUAAAUAACUGUUACCUUUAAAUAAAUAAUUAAGUUAUUUAAUAAUAAAACAAAUGUUUUCUAGGGUGUAUCGUUGUUAUAUUUUUUCAUACUUA
This is a messenger RNA of Culicoides brevitarsis, 1461 nucleotides long. RefSeq names its product 3-oxoacyl-[acyl-carrier-protein] synthase, mitochondrial. Gene Ontology annotation, cellular component: mitochondrion. The coding region runs from base 39 to 1370 and encodes 443 amino acids. Gene Ontology annotation, molecular function: 3-oxoacyl-[acyl-carrier-protein] synthase activity. Gene Ontology annotation, biological process: fatty acid biosynthetic process. The record is from RefSeq and is a predicted model, not a curated record. Lineage: Eukaryota; Metazoa; Arthropoda; Insecta; Diptera; Ceratopogonidae. The transcript has 2 exons.